Molecule: messenger RNA, 1621 nt
Organism: Camellia sinensis
Lineage: Eukaryota; Viridiplantae; Streptophyta; Magnoliopsida; Ericales; Theaceae
Source: RefSeq, a predicted model, not a curated record
UGCAUUUUUCAUGCAAUGCUACUUGUGAUUGUUGAAAUAAGUUUGUCUCUAUACUGCUUUCUGGUAGUGCGAUCAGUCACAGCUCCUUCAGAAGCCACUACUGGGUUUGAUGACAUGGUUUCCGAGACCAAGAGGAAAUAUUAUAUGUUAGGUGGAAAGGGAGGUGUUGGAAAGACAAGCUGUGCUGCAUCACUAGCUGUAAAAUUUGCAAACAAUGGUCACCCCACUCUUGUUGUUUCAACUGACCCUGCUCAUUCUUUAAGUGACUCUUUUGCCCAGGAUUUGACUGGAGGGACACUGGUACCAGUUGAAGGACCUGAUUCUCCAUUGUUUGCCCUUGAGAUAAAUCCUGAGAAAGCCAGGGAAGAAUUUCGCAGCACAAGCCAGAAAACCGGGGGAAAUGGAAUCAAAGAUUUUAUGGAUGGCAUGGGCCUUGGGAUGAUUGUUGAACAGUUAGAAGAGUUAAAACUGGGAGAGCUUCUGGACACACCUCCUCCUGGUUUAGAUGAAGCAAUUGCAAUUUCCAAGGUUAUACAAUUCCUUGAAUCACGAGAAUAUAAUAUGUUUACUCGAAUAGUUUUUGAUACUGCCCCAACGGGUCAUACGUUACGGCUUUUGUCAUUGCCAGACUUCCUGGAUGCAUCUAUAGGGAAGAUAUUGAAGCUUAAGCAGAAGAUAGCCUCAGCUACUUCGGCCAUCAAAUCUGUCUUUGGACAAGAAGAUACUCGGCCGGAUCCUGCUGAGAAAUUAGAGCGUUUACGGGAUAGGAUGAUCAAAGUACGGGAGCUUUUUCAUGACAAAGAUUCAACAGAAUUUGUCAUUGUAACAAUCCCCACGGUGAUGGCGAUUAGUGAGUCAUCAAGGUUGCGUGCUUCCUUGAAGAAGGAAAAUGUUCCUGUCAAGAGGCUUAUUGUUAAUCAGGUCCUUCCCCCAUCUGCCUCGGACUGCAAAUUUUGCGCAAUGAAGAGGAAGGAUCAAAUGCGUGCUCUUGAUAUGAUCCAGAAUGAUCCAGAACUCUCUGGUUUGUCGUUGAUCCAGGCACCCCUUGUUGAUGUGGAGAUCAGAGGUGUUCCAGCUCUUCAGUUCUUAGGGGACAUUGUUUGGAAGUGAAAAUCUUUUUGAUGAUAUCAAUGAUUCAGCAUAUUGGGUAUUGCGGUAACAUUGACUGACUGUUGUGUAGAUGUGGUUGAAGUUGGUCUUCUACGUGGGAUUGAUCACUCCAUUGAUACUACUAAACCCUCUCUUUGACUGACUAGCUGUAGCGGAGGUUCUAGUAAACACACCAAACUCACUGGUCUUUUUUACGUGAGGAUAUGUGCAUAUUUUGAAACGACAGAUAUUAUUGUAUACAAGAAAGUCAUAUCUAAAGGGGAAGUAACGGAAUUUUGUGUUAAAAAGCAAGAUGAAAAGAAAAGGAAGCGAAAUGUAGCUGCUUAAAUCAUACUUGUUAUGAUUAUGAUUGUAUGGCCAAUGAAUGAAUAGAAUGUAUGUGAGCUAAGGUUCGGUUCAUUUGCUUAAAAAUAUAUAGUGGACGGGAAGAGUGAUUAUUGACACAUAAUUCGAUCAUAAUAUUGCCUUGUGAAAAUUUGUGAUAUUGAUUAAGUUACUUUUUGUUAUUGAA